AUGGGUGUAGCCUCGUCAUGUGGCUACAACAGCAGAGUGUUACCCUUGUUAGGGCAAGGCAGUUACAGUGUUGGCUGCGCAGAUAUGAUGGUGAAAGAUGGGCCAAAUGGGGAUUCCGGGAUUUUUAUGCGGAUAUUCUACCCGGUCGAUAAUAAAGAUCUCGACGAAAACAUCAAAGACGAAGAAUAUGCGCCGUGGAUUCCAAGGAAAGAAUACCUACAAGGAUUGGCAACUUACAUGAAGACACCCUCGUGGAGGUUACAGUUCGUCUCCGAUUGGCUGAUCGGAGAAAAGAGAAUGCCGGCCCUUAUGGAGCGCCCCCUUUCCGGGAGUAAGCAAGCGAGCACCAGCGUCGCCUCGUCCUAUUCCAUGGACGGCUUUGUUUUUACCGAAGAGCCGGGAUUUAAGAAGAAGUUCCCCACCUCACUCUCCAUGCAGUCCUUCUCCAGCCCCACUUUUCCGGUCGUCGUCUUUUCUCACGGGCUCUCUGGAGCUAGAUUUAUGUACUCAACGUAUUGCGCUUCGUUGGCGAGUUAUGGAUUUGUGGUGGCGGCAGUGGAGCAUAGGGACUACUCGGCCUGCUGGACGUAUAAGCUGAUUCCGGAUAUGCUGGAUGGUAGAUUUAAAGAAAAGGAGCUGCCGAUGAGACAGUUGAAGCCCGGUGAGGAUGAGAUGAAAGUGCGAGUACCACAAUUGCACAAACGGGUCUCCGAAAUGGUGAAGGCUCUGCACGUGCUCGAGGAGCUGAAUUUGGGACUGAUC
Messenger RNA from Mesorhabditis spiculigera, 762 nucleotides. The record is from the annotation of a GenBank genome assembly. NCBI's taxonomy places the organism in Eukaryota, Metazoa, Nematoda, Chromadorea, Rhabditida, Rhabditidae.